AUGCUUACCGGUGGUAGAGUCGUCGGCAGCGACUGGAAGACAGCAUUUAAACAAACGCGAUACUUUUCUGUUGGUGGUAAAAACGUGUAUGAUGUGGCUUUAUUUAUACAUUUCACUCAUCAAGUGAUUGUUUGUCGGGCGACGUUUCGCGGUUACACAAGCGCAUAUAAUGCUACGAUCUAUGAUUUAUCAAUGAUGCAAGAUGAACGGACGUCGGCAGUACAACAAACUUUUCAACCUGUGUUUUUAGAUCGUCAAAAUUUUCAAUCGGCGUUUUUAGUUUUUGGUGUUUGUCAGUUUAAGUUUUUCAUGAACAAUUCCUAUAUGAUUGAAAUUCCAUUUUCGUUAGAUAAAGUGGCGUUGAAACGAUGGUGUGAAGGCAUCAAGAAAGAAAUGUGGAAACUGUUUGUCAUUAUGUGGGGUAACCACAAAGAAACAAGAAAAUGUGGAUCGUCAACGUGUUCUUCUUGCUUUGUUGUCGAUGGACAACAAAAAAUUGACCGACCGAUCUGUCGAUUCAAAAAUGUUAUUAAAGAAAAUUAUGAAUUAGGUGAUGUGUUUGUCGGUUGUGGUGAAACAUCUAUAGCAGGAUCUCAUUUCUGCGAUACUCAUUCAUACAUUGGUGGUACAAGUACCGAAGCAGAUGGAAUGAUUUUAGAGGAAGAUAAUGAUUGCCUGGAUAAUCCUGUUUCUGAUUGUAACAUGUCACGCAUCGAACCAGAAACAAAUGAUAAACGACUGACGAGUUGCGGAGUGCUGGUAUUGUUUUUUCCAUAUGGAAUUAUUGGUCCUUUCACCGAGUUGUACCGAAGUGAAUCGGUACGAAGAUGCUUAUUAUUUUUAUUGGAGACAUUAUAUUAA
Molecule: messenger RNA, 861 nt
Organism: Didymodactylos carnosus
Lineage: Eukaryota; Metazoa; Rotifera; Eurotatoria; Philodinida; Philodinidae
Source: the annotation of a GenBank genome assembly